Haemonchus placei is the source of this 264-nucleotide messenger RNA. Lineage: Eukaryota; Metazoa; Nematoda; Chromadorea; Rhabditida; Trichostrongylidae. The record is from the annotation of a GenBank genome assembly.
AUGACCAAAAUCCUUCAGGCGGUUGGAAAACCAAUCAUAGAGGCAUCGCUAUCUACACUCAUCUGUAUGAUUCCGCUGUUCUUCGUGCCUGUUUACAUUAUUGUGGCGUUUGCGAAAACUGUCUGUCUAGUGGCUCUGCUCGGGCUACUUCACGGUAUCGUCAUCAUACCGGUGUGCUUAACCUUCUUCCCAAAGAAAACGAAAUCACUUUUCACGAGGACACCGGCUCAUCUGGAAGAACAGAAGGAAUCGAUGCUAACAUAG